Messenger RNA from Peromyscus eremicus (cactus mouse), 795 nucleotides. It is a transcript of the gene Dctn5, whose product is annotated as dynactin subunit 5. The coding region runs from base 167 to 715 and encodes 182 amino acids. Lineage: Eukaryota; Metazoa; Chordata; Mammalia; Rodentia; Cricetidae. The transcript has 6 exons. The record is from RefSeq and is a predicted model, not a curated record.
CGCGCGACGGCGUGGGGCUGCCUAGAGGAGAGCCGAGCAGUCGAUGAGAGUCCAUGGGAGUCGAGGGCGCGGAUAGCGGAAGUGGACAGGCAGCCGGAAGUAGCUGGAAUCACAGUGGGCUUGAGCGACUGACAGGGUCCUGAGGCUCGAAGAGGAGGAGGCAGCCAUGGAAUUGGGCGAGCAGCUGUACAACAAGUCCGAGUACAUCGAGACGGCAUCUGGGAACAAAGUUAGUCGCCAGUCUGUUUUGUGUGGCAGUCAGAACAUCGUUCUCAAUGGCAAGACCAUUGUAAUGAAUGACUGUAUCAUCCGCGGAGAUCUGGCGAAUGUGAGAGUUGGACGGCACUGUGUUGUAAAAAGCCGUAGUGUCAUAAGGCCACCAUUCAAGAAAUUCAGUAAAGGUGUUGCAUUCUUUCCUCUACAUAUUGGGGACCAUGUCUUUAUUGAGGAAGACUGUGUGGUCAACGCUGCUCAGAUCGGUUCUUAUGUUCACGUUGGGAAGAACUGUGUGAUUGGGCGCCGGUGUGUCUUGAAAGACUGCUGCAAAAUUCUUGACAAUACAGUAUUACCUCCAGAAACUGUGGUCCCACCAUUCACGGUCUUCUCAGGCUGCCCAGGACUCUUCUCAGGGGAGCUCCCAGAGUGCACACAGGAGCUGAUGAUUGAUGUCACCAAGAGCUACUACCAGAAGUUUCUGCCCCUAACACAAGUCUAAUCUCUGCUUUAUAUAUUGAAUUCUUUUGAACUCUACUAUGAUGAACUUGGAGAUAAAGUGAGUGGUCAGUAACUACAAGA